Messenger RNA from Podarcis raffonei (Aeolian wall lizard), 4668 nucleotides. RefSeq lists its product as uncharacterized. The coding region runs from base 1 to 4668 and encodes 1555 amino acids. NCBI's taxonomy places the organism in Eukaryota, Metazoa, Chordata, Lepidosauria, Squamata, Lacertidae. The transcript has 7 exons. Gene Ontology annotation, biological process: virion assembly; proteolysis. The record is from RefSeq and is a predicted model, not a curated record. Gene Ontology annotation, molecular function: aspartic-type endopeptidase activity; zinc ion binding; RNA-DNA hybrid ribonuclease activity.
AUGGCUGAGGCAGGCGAGGGGGGCGAGCUGAUGCCAGGAGGUACCACGUCCAGCCUCUACCUCUUCCCUGGCGCCCUCCAGAACUUAGCACCCUGGUGCCCCGCUCCACUAGCCUCUAUGGGGGUCCGGAGGGCCAGGCCCGACCACGGUGAACAGCCAGGACCGGCGUCUGCAACCUCCAGCGCGCACCCUGCCAGUUCGUGGGGGGAGAUCGCUACACCGUGCCUGCGUGGAGACACCUGGUCGGGGAAGAAAAGAGGACAGCCGGCGAGGGAGUGGUCCGCAGCGGAACAGGACCCUGAAGAAGAGGAAGGAGGGAUAUUGAGACCUCCUCCCUCGUAUGCCCCACCGAUAGCACCCCCAGCGCAACCAGCUCCGGCCCCGCAGGGACGUACACCACAAGCAACGGGAGGGGCGCCAGGAGGGGGAAGCCCAGAGGAACAUAAGGAUUCGAAGGAUGAGGACGAGGAUGAGAGUGAUGAACAAUUUAGAAAGAGGCUCGAGGAACGUAUUAAGAAAGGGAAUAGAUGGUCAAAGCGGGAUGAUGAGAAGUUAAUGAGAGAUGUUGAACCAUGGCGGAAUGAGGCGGAUGUGUCGCUACACUUGCUGACAGCAGCAACGGCAGGACAGAUGAAGCAGCAGAGAGCCUUGCUAAAUGCAUGGGAAAUGGCAAAGAUGCAUGAGGCAAAAGUAGAAAAGCUAGCCCCUCUACGCCGAGUUUAUGACCCACCGGGACCCCCGGGGCCAAACGGGGAGCAAGCACCGCGGACAUAUACCGUCCAACAUGUCCCUUUUACCAGUUCCGAUGUGUGCAACUGGCGCAACCAGAAUCCCUCUUUCGAGGAGAAUCCAGCUAAGAUUAUAAAGCUAUUUGAGGGGAUUUUUAAGACAUAUAAUCCCACUUAUGAUGACGUCCAGUACCUCCUGGACUCACUGCUAACUACAGAAGAAACCAGGAGGGUCCAUGCGGAGGCGAGGAAACAUUUAAGGGAAAAUGGGGUAGGGGAUGACAACCUAGACCAGACAUAUCCAUCCACCACCCCAAAUUGGAACUACCAGGAGGUGGGAGGUCAAAAUGCCCUGAAUACCUAUCGCCAACACGUUCUGACUGGGAUGAGGAGAGCCUCCCGAAAACCCACCAACUUGAUGAAGGUCAGAGAGGUAGUGCAGGGGAAUGAUGAGGCCCCAGGAGCAUACCUAGAGCGCCUGAAGGAGGCUUACCGCCAAUAUACCCCAGUGGACCCAGAUGAUGUUGCUAACGCCCCUAUCAUAAAGGCAGCUUUUGUAGCACAGGCGGCGCCUGAUAUUCGCCGAAAAGUCCAAAAGCACGAUGGGUUCAUGGGGCACCCCCUAGAAUGGAUGUUAGAAAUAGCACAGAACACCUAUAACCAGAGAGAGGAGGAAGCUCAGAAGAAGAAGGAAAAGUAUCAAGCAAAGAAAUUGAUGGCGCUCCAGGCAGGAACCCCAACAAGAGGAGGCACCCAGGGAGGAGGGCGAGCCCGACUAGGUCGAAACCAGUGCGCCAUUUGCAAGCAGGAUGGGCACUGGAAGCGGGAAUGCCCCCAAGCAAACUCUAAAGGAAGGGGCCAAGGAAGAGGGAACUCAAUGAACCCCGCAGCUGAGCCUUGGGUACCCGGGAGAGGAAGAGGUUCCCGUGAGCCCACGGUCAAAAUGAAAACUGGGAACCGAACCUUUUCUUUCCUGAUUGACACGGGAGCUGCCCACUCAGUAUUACCCACAGCUAUAUCCAAACCAACCCAACAAGCAAUCACCAUUGUAGGGGCCACGGGCGAAGCACAAAAGGCACCAUUCCUGCAACCUGUCACAUGCAGACUGGGAGGACACACAGUCCAGCACAAGUUUCUUUACAUCCCCGAGUGCCCCAUUCCACUGUUGGGUCGAGACAUGUUAACCAAAUUACAAGCUCAGAUUGCCUUUUCCCCCAAUGGGAAGAUUGUCAUGAACACUGGUCCUGUGGGAGUACUAUCCCUAGAAGUCCCUUUGAGGGAACACUGGAGGUUAAUGAUGGUAAAAGAAGAGGAGGGCCAGAUCCCAGAAAUAAUUUUGCAAGGAACAAACCCCUGCGUAUUGGCUGAAGGCAAUCCUCCAGGAAUGGCAAGGAACAUCCCCCCUAUUAUUGUGAAACCCAAACCCUUCGCAAACCCCGUGGCAGUAAACCAAUACCCCAUCCCACGAGUAGCUGCAGAAGGAGUAUGGGUCCAUUUAGAGCGGUUACUUCGUCAUGGCAUUCUAAGACAGUGCCAAUCUCAAUGGAAUACCCCACUCUUGCCAGUAAAGAAGGAAGAUGGCGGGUACCGUCCUGUCCAAGACCUUCGAUUAGUUAACCAGGCCGUGGAGACCCUCCACCCGAAUGUGCCAAACCCAUACACUCUGCUCAGCCUUAUACCACCCAUUGCACAGUAUUUUACUGUACUGGACUUGAAAGAUGCGUUCUUUUGCUGCCGCCUAGCGGAAGAAAGCCAGCCCUUGUUUGCCUUUCAAUGGACAGAUCCGGGAACUGGCACCAAAGUACAGUAUACUUGGACCAGGCUUCCCCAAGGUUUCAAGAACUCACCCACCCUUUUUGGGGUAGCCUUGGCAUCAGACUUAGCAAACUUCCCCACCAACCCCACCAGAGUUUUGUUGCAAUACGUAGAUGACCUUUUAUUGGCCUGUUCUGACGAGGACACGUGUCUAAAAGCCACAACGGAGCUGUUAAAUCACUUGGCGGAGGCCGGAUACCGUGUCUCAAAGAAAAAGGCCCAAAUCUGCCAGCCUACCGUUAAGUAUUUGGGGUUUGAUAUAUCCCACCGGCAACGCAAGCUAAGGGAUGAAAGGAAGCAGGCCAUACUUCAAAUACUCGAACCUAAGAACCGCCGGGAACUCCGCGGAUUUUUGGGAUCUGCAGGGUUUUGCAGAAUAUGGAUACCUAAUUAUAGUAGCAUUGCUCGGCCCUUGCAUGAAUCCACAAGAGGAACAGAGAAAGACCCAUUUGUAUGGGGACCUGAACAACAGCAGGCCUUCCAGGAUCUUAAAGCUGCAUUACAGCAGGCCCCAGCACUCGGCAUCCCCAACCCUGAGAAGCCUUUCACCUUGUAUACAGAUGAGGAUCAGGGGAUAGCCAAGGGAGUGUUGUGUCAAAGACUGGGAAGCUGGCAGCAGCCCGUCGCAUAUUUAUCAGAGCGACUGACCCCAACGGAACAGGGAUUGCCCCCUUGCAUGAGGGCAGUAGUAGCCGUGGCUACCCUGCUGGAAAAGGCAGACAAGUUCACAUUUGGACAAGAUACCAUUUGUGUGACACCCCAUGCAGUCCCAGCUCUGCUUGAUAUGAAAGGCACUUAUUUUCUGUCUCAAGCAAAGAUGAGGAAGUGUCAGGUGCUGCUAUUGAAUCCACGCUUAAAGUUCCAAGUUACUGCAGCUCUCAACCCAGCAACCUUACUACCGGUUGGAGAAGGUGAAGAGCCAACCCACGAUUGUGUGGAAGUCAUGGAUGAAGUGUACUCUAGCAGACCUGACUUGAAGGACAAGGCCAACCCUCACUGGUCCACCUGGUUUGUGGAUGGAAGUAGCUUUGUGGAAAAUGGCCAGCGAAAAGCAGGAUACGCCGUAGUAGCCCUAGAAGACCAGGUUAUUGAGGCGAAGCCCCUUUCUCCUGGUACCUCAGCGCAACUCGCAGAAAUAACAGCACUCACUAGGGCCUUGUGCCUAGCAGAAGGGAAAAAGAUCAACAUAUAUACGGACUCCAAGUACGCUUUUCUGACUUUGCAUGCCCAUGGGGCGCUGUGGAAAGAGAGAGGACUACUUACCUCCAAGGGAAGUCUGGUAGCACACCCCCAAGCGCUCCUGGACCUUUUGGAUGCAGUCUGGAAGCCGGAAGCAGUGGCAGUAGUACAUUGUUAUGGGCACAAGACUGGACCGGGCGAAGAAGCCAGAGGCAACCGAUUGGCAGACAAGGUAGCGAAAGAGGCAGCUCGAGAAUCACCUCCAGCACCGUUUAUUGGAGCCCUGGUCCCUGAAGCACUUCUGGACACUGCAGCAAAGCCCCGUUAUUCCGAUGCAGAGAAAGCUUCAGCUAAAGAGGAAGGAUUGCAAGCUUCUACAGAAGGCUGGUACCUCACCCCUGAUGACCGGAUAUGGGUACCAACUUCCCUGUCUCGUCAGAUCGUCCAGCGGUGGACCCAGGCUCGCACGCCUUGUGUUUUAACCGAGCCCCUGCAUCAGUUUGAGCCAGGCGACGAGGUGUGGAUCAAGGACUGGGCCCAGGCACCCUUGCAACCGUGCUGGAAAGGCCCGCAUACUGUGCUGAUAUCCACCCCCACCGCUGUUAAAGUCGCAGGCAUCACCCCGUGGGUCCACCACACCCGUGUUAAGAAGGUUCUGCCUAAUUGGACAGCUACACCGAAUCCUGACUAUCCUCUGAAGCUGACCAUCUCCAGAAAGGCACCGGACGACCGCCCUGCUGAUACCACUCCGGACGCUGGUAAAUACCCGUUUUGUAACCGCACCUACAACUACGUUAAUACCACAGCAGCCUGGAACCAUUCAGCCCCUUGCGCCAAGGCACCCCGUGAGGUGCAGGCCCUAUGUAAUGACUAUGAGGCCGCCUACAGAGGUGUUUGCAACAAAUGGUACACCGCGUUACAUCUCAGCUCCUUGGUCCAAAGGUGA